AGCGCGAGCUUUAUUGAAAGAGGCCCCGUCACUAUAGAUGGGGCGCCCCUUAUUUUAUUGAAAACUCAAGGAAAGCUUUUAUAUGUAUUCUUGCGCUCAAGCAUGCGAUUCGAAGAAAGCAACAAGCGAGAAAAGCCCUUUCUAUUCUUGCUUGUUUAGUAAAGUCACGCUUUUCAUUUUGUUAGGAGUAGGUGCUAUCUGGGGCAGGGCACUCCUCAUUCUUCAUUCGAAACUAAUGAAUGUCCGGUCGGGGGUUUCUGCCUUAUUAUCAAAAAGGGAGUUGGGUAAAGCAAACUCCCUCCUUGGACGAGCACGAGGCUUAGUCAAGUAGAACCGGGUUGCGCUGCUUUAUGCUCCGAUCGAAAACAAAUCAAUGGGGCCAUGCCGGUACGACUGAAUAUGCGUUAGAAAGGUCAAUCCCUCCCCUACGACACCAAAAAAAACCGGGCCGAACUUCUAACAAGCCCGCCCGCUUACAUAGAACAAUAUCGUGGCAACGUAGACCUAAGUGGUAUCAUAUUGGAUCCUUGGGAACCAUCACAAGGACGGCCGGCCUAUAUUUGAACGAGAAUGCCGUGUCGUCCAGCGGAGCCUAGAAGAAGGUGACUCGCGCAGACAGCUGACUCUUUUUCAAUAGAAAGGAAUAGCCAAACCAAGUCAGCUGUCUGGUCAAUCUCAGAGAUCUUAUCGGCCGGCAAACUGGAGAUGGACGACCACGAUCCCGACCUUACCAGCACCAGAGGUGUACUAAUCAAUGAACCCCCGAAACCUACUUUUCUGACAAAAUCAACCAAGCGUCACGACAUGUUGUUGAUAUUGAUUGAGUUUGAGGGACUUUCGCUGACUGAAUUCAUCCAUAAACCCAGACCCCCGUAACCUUCGUAACCAAAGCGUCACGACAACAUUCAAAGGCACCUUUUGGAUUAAAAAGUAGGGGGGCGGAGGAGCACGUAGGAAUGCCGACCACUACUUAAGCCACUUGUGGCUGAGAGAAAGCGAGCCGUCGUAUAGGUUGUUCGGAGCGUCGAAGAAGCGAGCCCCUAUCAGAGAAAGCCAUUGCGCGCUAGCCUAGCUAGCUAGCCUUUUUCAGCUCAGCUGGCUAUUAUGUUAGUUGUAGCCCGCCUUCCCUCCUUCUCUCAUUUCGGAAAGAUUUUGCUUUCUUAUGAUGACCUGGUCGAGGGAGUACGAUACAUCGGUGUAAAAGAUUGAGUGGGACCUGUGAGGUUGGUCACGGGGCAGCUGACCGAAAGGAAAGCGGGUAGGCAAUUCCUAUUUCAUGAUUUUUCUUUUUUUUCCGGUAUUCCGCUCCACGAGCAGAGCGAAUGAACCCAGUGGGCUGUGGUGAUGUUAGAAUUUGCACCUAUUUGUAUCUAUUUAGUGAUCAGUCUGCUAGUUUCUUUGAUCUUACUCGGUCUUCCUUUUCUAUUUGCUUCCCCUAGUUCGACCUAUCCAGAAAAAUUGUCGGCCUACGAAUGUGGUUUCGACCCUUUCGGUGAUGCCAGAAGUCGUUUCGAUAUACGAUUUUAUCUUGUUUCCAUUUUAUUUAUUAUCUUUGAUCUGGAAGUAACCUUUUUCUUUCCUUGGGCAGUCUCUCUCAACAAGAUUGAUCUGUUUGGAUUUUGGUCCAUGAUGGCCUUUUUAUUGAUUUUGACGAUUGGAUUUCUCUAUGAAUGGAAAAGGGGUGCUUUGGAUUGGGAGUAAUCACUAGUGAUAGGGCAUAAGGGGAGAGGACAAGGUCAAGAGCGAUGCCUACUUUGUUUUUUCAAUCUAGAAUGGAUACUACUAUCCGUAUCGAGCUGCUUUACACCCAGAACCAUGCCGAUUGUUUUUUCAUUUUAUUUGGUAUUAUUUUAAUAAUCUUUUUACUGAAAAAUAAAAA
Populus trichocarpa (black cottonwood) is the source of this 1879-nucleotide messenger RNA. Its product is annotated as NADH-ubiquinone oxidoreductase chain 3. The coding region runs from base 1345 to 1701 and encodes 118 amino acids. Lineage: Eukaryota; Viridiplantae; Streptophyta; Magnoliopsida; Malpighiales; Salicaceae. The transcript has a single exon. Gene Ontology annotation, molecular function: NADH dehydrogenase (ubiquinone) activity. The record is from RefSeq and is a predicted model, not a curated record. Gene Ontology annotation, cellular component: NADH dehydrogenase complex.